AUGGCGAGAUGGUGCAGCGCUCGUUCGGGCAUGCAAGUAAAAAUCAGAGGAAGCCAUAAACCGUCAAGAGUAAAGAAGAUCAACAGCAUUUGGAGAAAUUGCUCAUCAAAAACACACAGAGAGAAAAUGCGACGGGGAUAUUGUGAUGAAAGGGCACCUCCGACCUACAGAAAGACAGUACAGUUGCAUCUAAGUAAACUGGGAUUCUUUCUCACCGUCUUGGGCAAUGGAACGAUUCACGGAGUUAACUACACGUACUGCCAACAAAAUGACAGAUGUAAGUACCGUAAAUCCUUUAUUAAGCCCCCCGGGGGCUUAUUUUUUCCAAGCACUUUUGAGGGGGGGCUUAAAAGAGGGGGGGGGCUUAUUUAAUUUAGCGAAACGCAUCACCUGUAGCAAAAAUACCGUGGUAUGAGACAGAGUAGACUUACGCGUUGUACAAUUAAAGUCACUGUCAAAAGUAUUUAAUUCACUUGUGGGAGCCUAAAAGUAGCAAAAACAAAAUUCUUAUUCUUUAAAAAUGUGCUUUCGGCCUCAUGUUCUUCGGUAAUUUUUAUGAAUAAACCAUAACUGACCAGUCCACAUUAAUCGUUAAUUUUUUUGUGAAUAAUAAGGAUUGGGGGAGGGGGAGGGGGGAUUAAUAGAGAGGGGGGCUUAUUAGCUCUCCUCCUAUGAAAAGGGGGGGCUUAUUAGAGGGGGGCUUAAUAGAGGAUUUACGGUAGGUCUCUGGUGUGGCUAACCUUCGAAUACCAGCCCGUCUUUUCUGGCCUCAUAGAGAGGAGAAGUCGUUACCUCACGUUACCAAGGUAGCAAAAUUUCUGGAUGACAGCAAUGGCGAAAACGUCACUUCAGACUGUUUCAAAAUUCAUCGUUCUUAUUCAAUUUCAUUUAAUUUGUCAAAUGUUGGCAAAAUUUUCUGGGUUUGCAUCUGAAAGUAUCUAAGUUUAGAGAAAGAAAAAGAAAACUUUUGUGUUGUGUUCACUUACUCCACGAAACGGGCGCGUAAAAUUGGGAAGUUUCAUGAAGCAGUCGUGCAACAACGGCUAAGAAAUGUACAAAAAAGCGUGCAAAGUUGUUGUUUUGCUAAGAUAAACCUAUUGCUUUUUUGCUGUUUUCUUUGUUGUCGCUGUCUAUUGUUGUGAUCCAGAAAUUUUGCUACCAUGGUAACGUGACGUCACACUUCUCUAUAUUCUAGCGGCGAUGAGCGAGGAAAGACAGCUGUAUUCGCGGGCUAUGCAGGGGUGGACGUAAGGGGAGGGUGCAGGGGGUACGCCCCCCGAGAUAACCUGCGGUUUUCUAAUACAACUGGUAUUCUGCAAAAAAAAAAACUAUGUGGUUUAUUGGUGUUGAGGUAGAGCAAGAGACGAGUGCACCCCCUCCUAAAAAAAAUCCUGGAUCCGCCUUGCUAUGGUGUGUCAAGAUAGGCAGUUACUAGUUGUAGAAAUUUAAGGUAAAUACAUGGGAGCUUACGAAAUAACGACUGAAAAUGGCAGUUUAGAAGGCACUAAUAGAACAAAUACGCGUUCUUUUAAUCUUUAUCGUGAUCAAUCCUACUCACUGAAUUUGUUAAACGCAGACAAAUUUUCCGGGGUUGAAUUCCAAGGAGUCGCAUCCAAGUUCAAAAAUGGAAAGGAAAACACUCGUUGUAGAGUUCUUACGCCCUCCAUGAAAAGACUAUUGGGACCUUUUUUGUGCCUUUUUAUAAAAGACUGACAACUGAUUUUCUUGCAGGUAAAUUUGAGCUUCAGGCCUGUGACACGAGCGUAGUAAGAAUAAAGCACCAACAGACAGGACUGUAUGUGGCCAUGCACAAGGGCGGCAAAGUCUACACCACCCUGGUAAGUAGUCAUUUUUGUUACAUGACUGUAAAUUCAGCUAGACCGGCUUACCAUUUCCAAUUCGCAGAGUGUUUGGAUUUCACGAUUGAACUUUCCUAGUUGUUCUGAAAAUACAACAUGAAAAAACACCCCAUACUUACUUUCUUUGCCUUGUGAGGCCCGUUGACUUACAGCGGUCUUGCACUCCGACUUGCUCAGGUAUCCCGUUAGGCGGGGACCAUUUGCAGGGGACCAGGUUCGAUUAGUGGAUUAUUUUGGCCUUCUGGUGUGCCCUCCUUCACGCGUUACUCCGUAUAGCCGUUGCACUCCGGCUCUGUUAAGUAUCCUUUACAGUCGUUCGAACAUUGCACGGACCAAUUUUGCACCAUGAGGUCCAUGGCUGAGGGCACCUGAAAAAAAAAAAAACAUGAAAAACCCCUAAAGAUUGUUCUCAACCUUGGUAAAAGAAUUACAUUUGAAAUGCAAAGUUUAAACUUUGUAUUUCAAAUGUAAUUAAACAAGGUUUAAUCAUGUCUUCGUUGUUUACCCAACAGAAGCACUUUCAGUCAAGUACAUUGUUUAUUCAAGAAAUGACGCACACUGGCUGGAUGGUGUUCAAAUCCGAAAGAGCAUACAGAAAAGGAAAAUGCAUGUUUCUCGCGUUAAGGAAAAAUGGGGACGCUAAAAGAUCUGCGCUAUCGAACAAAUACUCACAGUUCAUGGAGCUCUAG
Messenger RNA from Porites lobata, 2548 nucleotides. NCBI's taxonomy places the organism in Eukaryota, Metazoa, Cnidaria, Anthozoa, Scleractinia, Poritidae. The record is from the annotation of a GenBank genome assembly.